Molecule: messenger RNA, 2311 nt
Organism: Onychostoma macrolepis
Lineage: Eukaryota; Metazoa; Chordata; Actinopteri; Cypriniformes; Cyprinidae
Gene: mthfd2l
Product: methylenetetrahydrofolate dehydrogenase (NADP+ dependent) 2 like
Exons: 14
Coding region: 67-1743 (558 amino acids)
Biological process (GO): positive regulation of cell population proliferation; epidermal growth factor receptor signaling pathway; positive regulation of mitotic nuclear division
Cellular component (GO): mitochondrion
Molecular function (GO): methylenetetrahydrofolate dehydrogenase (NADP+) activity; methenyltetrahydrofolate cyclohydrolase activity; methylenetetrahydrofolate dehydrogenase (NAD+) activity
Source: RefSeq, a predicted model, not a curated record
AGUUUUGUUUUGAGUGUGACGCGUCGAGACGCGCGAGCUGUGAGGAGGAGCAGGUGAUCAGUUACUAUGGCAGCUUCCACUGCAUUAACAGUGAAUUAUACUAGAAUACAGACAUUAACAUCAUAUUUCCAGCAUUGUCGAUCAAAACGAUGGAUUCAUCUGAAAACAGUCAACCGGAGAAGCCCUUUUUGUCAGUCACUGAUAAGUGUAUUGUUACAUAUAUGUUAUGUUUGUCACAGACAUGCUGCUACUGUGGUCUCAGGGACAGAACUUGCUCGGCAGAUCCAUAAAGAAGUCCAGAGUGAUAUAGCGAAAUUAGUGGCCCAAGGCAAUAGGAGACCUCAUCUUAGUGUCAUACUGGUGGGAGAUGAUCAUGCCAGCCAUACUUAUGUGAGAAACAAAACCCGAGCGGCUUCACUGCUUGGCAUGUCAAGCAGCACAAUCUUCAGGCCAUCAUCAGUAUCUCAGGAAGAGAUGUUGGAACUGAUAGACAAAUUCAACAGAGACAGAAGCAUCAGUGGGCUGCUGGUCCAGCUCCCUCUUCCAGAGCACAUCAACGAGAGAGCCAUAUGCAAUGCUGUCGCCCCAGAAAAAGACGUCGAUGGAUUCCACAUAGUAAACAUUGGGAAACUCUGCUUGGACCAGAGGUGCAUGGUGCCAGCCACAGCAGCGGCAGUGUGGGAAAUCAUCAGAAGAACGGGCAUUGAAACAGUUGGAAAAAAUGUGCUUGUUGUUGGGCGCUCCAAGAAUGUAGGAAUGCCUAUCGCAAUGCUGCUGCAUUCGGAUAGAAACCAUGAACGGCCGGGAGGUGAUGCCACAGUUAUCAUGGCUCAUAGAUGCACUCCUCUACCACGACUGAAGGAACUUGCCAGUCUGGCUGAUAUAGUGAUUGCGGCUGCAGGUGUGCCUCACUUAAUAACGGCAGAUAUGGUAAAAGAGGGAGCUGCGGUUAUUGAUGUCGGCAUCAACCGCAUGCAGGACCCGGUCACUGGUAAACUUCGUCUUGUUGGAGAUGUGGAUUUUGAAGCUGUGAAGGAGAAGGCUGGAUUCAUCACUCCUGUGCCUGGAGGAGUCGGCCCAAUGACCAUCGCCAUGCUGCAGGCAAAUACUUUGGACACUGAAAAAAAAAAUGUGGGGGCAAAAACACGCCUGUGCACGCUGCUUGCCUGUGGACCAGGAAGUGAUGCGGAGCAUUGUACAGAACAGCAGAAGUUUGAGGAAAACCGGACAAACUCAGAAUCUCCAGUCAAACUGAACCUGUAUUUGGGCCACAGCAUGACACAACAAGUGGAUAAAAGGUGUUUGCACUAUCAGGUACUUGGAUUGAUGGUGGUGUUAGCCGUCUUCUCUGGACUUGGAGACACUAAGGAGAAGUCAGAGGAUGUGAUCCUAUACAACACAACACACAGUAAUGCAGGAAGUGGAGAAGAACCGCGAGUUUUGGCUAUUCAAAGGCCCUGCGGUUCAGAACAUGAGGGAUUCUGUGUCAACGGUGCAUGUUCCUACUCCUCCGAGCUGGACACCCCUAUCUGCCGGUGUGACAAAAUGUACAGCGGUAUGCGCUGUGAAAAUGCUGUUUUGGACACCCAACAAUCGUCUAGUCCUGAAAAAGUCAUUGGAAUUAGCUGUGGUGUAGUUUUAUUACUGGGAAUCCUCGUCGGACUGAUGUACUGCUGUUUAAAGAAAAGGUGUCGGAAGUCAUCACCACCCUACAAGAACUAUGGCUCUGAAAACUCUGUUUAAUUUAUUUGGCCAGAUAUAAUUUAUGCUCUUAAGUAAAGUGCUUUUAGGCCUAAGACGGGAAGGAGGGCAAAACAUCAAGGACUGAUUCUACCAGCAAGACAGGCCAGACUGUGGAGUAGAGACACAACACCCUCUAGAGAACAGAGCAAGAAUUGCAAAGAAACACUUUGUGAUCUCCGUGUUCCACAAAGGACACAUUAAUCAAUGUAAUUUAUUACAAUAGCUGUCAUAAUGGGAAAAUGCAGGUUGUUCAACACAAUUAUUUUAUAUUAAUUACAAGUUAUACUAUAACUUGUGCACUGUAAUGUAAAAAUAAUUUACUGUCAUUUAAGAACUGCAUGUAGAACUGUCAAUCAGAUUAAUUUUUGGUUAUUCAUAAGAAAAUGCCCUACACUGUUUCCGUUAUGAAUGUAUUAUGUAAGCGCACAUAGGUAUUUAUUGCACAGCUAUAAACAUGAUAAUACUAAAUAUAAAACCUAAACGGUGCUAAUGUAUUUGUAUCAGAUAUUUAUUUAUUGACAAAUUUGUAUAAAAUUUUCACCUAAAAUAAAAAAAAAGAAGAAAAAAG